AAGUGCAGAGUUUGACGCUAUGGCAAGAACUAAGCAGACCGCCCGUAAGUCCACCGGUGGCAAGGCGCCAAGGAAGCAGCUCGCCACUAAGGCUGCCCGCAAGAGCGCGCCGGCUACCGGCGGCGUGAAGAAGCCUCAUCGUUACAGGCCCGGCACUGUGGCUCUGAGGGAGAUCCGCCGUUAUCAGAAGUCUACUGAGCUGCUCAUCCGCAAGCUGCCCUUCCAGCGCCUGGUGAGAGAAAUCGCUCAGGACUUCAAGACCGACUUGCGUUUCCAGAGCUCGGCCGUCAUGGCCCUGCAGGAAGCGAGUGAGGCAUAUCUGGUCGGUCUGUUCGAGGACACCAAUCUGUGCGCUAUCCACGCCAAGAGAGUGACCAUCAUGCCCAAGGAUAUUCAGCUGGCCCGCCGUAUUCGCGGAGAACGCGCUUAAGCCACAACUCCGUCUAAUAUACACAAAGGCUCUUUUCAGAGCCACUUCAUCGUCUCAGAAAACGGAAAGUUUUCUUUCUUCGGCAGUCUCAAUAUUAGAACGUGGUACAGAGAUAAAAUGACACUUUUUUUUAUUUAUAU
This is a messenger RNA of Ictalurus punctatus (channel catfish), 570 nucleotides long. Its product is annotated as histone H3. The transcript has a single exon. The record is from RefSeq and is a predicted model, not a curated record. Gene Ontology annotation, cellular component: nucleosome. Gene Ontology annotation, molecular function: protein heterodimerization activity; DNA binding; structural constituent of chromatin. Lineage: Eukaryota; Metazoa; Chordata; Actinopteri; Siluriformes; Ictaluridae. Bases 20 to 430 code for a protein of 136 amino acids.